Odocoileus virginianus texanus is the source of this 4501-nucleotide messenger RNA. Lineage: Eukaryota; Metazoa; Chordata; Mammalia; Artiodactyla; Cervidae. The record is from RefSeq and is a predicted model, not a curated record.
GGACCCGCAGGACAGCCAGGUGAUGGUGAAGGUGAAGGUGCUGCCGCCUGCACACUGGGUGACCCCUGCGUGUGCACCGGGAGGAUUGUAGGUGUUGGGAUAUUUCCACCCAUCUGCAUGGAUGAAGCUAGGAAGAAGCCAGCUGCUCUAAGCUCUCCUCCUGGCACAUUGAGCACCCAUGUGCCCUCUAACCCUGACUGGCAGCCUCCUGGCCCCAUCCUUGCUGGGUGUUGGCUCUCAUACCUUGCCUGCCUGUCUCAUGGCUUCACGAUGGAGAUAAUGGGCCGCUUUCAAGUGUCUUUGGGGGAAAUGAAGGGCCAUGCUAACUGUGAGAGUGAGCUGUCUGUGGCCCCACCCUUAGCUCUACUCACCACUAUCAGGGAAGCCAUCAGCCGGGUUUGUGAAGCUGUCCCUGGAUCCAAGGGAGCCUUCAGGAAGAGAAAGCCUCCAAGCAAAAUGUUGUCCAGCAUCUUGGGCAAGAGCAACCUCCAGUUUGCAGGCAUGAGCAUUUCCCUGACCAUUUCUACUGCCAGCCUGAACCUGCGGACGCCGGACUCCAAACAGAUUAUAGCGAAUCAUCACAUGCAGUCCAUCUCCUUUGCCUCCGGGGGAGACCCGGACACAACAGACUACGUUGCGUACGUUGCUAAGGACCCUGUUAAUCGCAGAGCUUGUCACAUUCUGGAGUGUUGUGAUGGGCUGGCCCAGGAUGUCAUUGGCUCCAUCGGACAAGCCUUUGAGCUCCGGUUUAAGCAGUAUUUGCAGUGUCCUUCCAAGAUCGCUGCUCUUCAUGACCGAAUGCAGAGUCUAGAUGAGCCGUGGACUGAAGAGGAGAGUGAUGGGUCAGAUCACCCGUAUUACAACAGUGUUCCAAGCAAGACACCUCCUCCAGGGGGGUUUGCCGAUGCUCGCCUGAAAGCCAGACCCCAUGGUCCUGACACAGUCCAGUUUGCAGGAAAAGAGCAAACUUACUACCAGGGGAGACACUUAGGAGACCCGUUUGGUGAAGACUGGCAGCCUACACCUGUCAGGCAAGGAUCCUUGGACAUCUACAGCAUGCCUGAAGGGAAAUCACAUGUGGCUCCUACGGGAGAAGCUCCCACCUAUGUCAAUACCCAGCGUAUCCCCCAGCAGACGGGGCCGGUCACGGGCAGCAGUGCAGAAAGCAGCCCUCGGAAAGACCUCUUUGACAUGAAGCCUUUUGAAGAUGCCCUCAAGAUUCAGUCCUUGGGGCCUGUGUUGAGCAAGGCAGCCUCCAUGGAGUGCAUCAGCCCCGUCUCACCCAGAGUGCCAGAUGCCAAGAUGCUGGAAGAACUGAAAGCAGAGCCUUGGUAUCAAGGGGAGAUGAGCAGGAAGGAGGCAGAGGGGCUGCUAAAGAGAGAUGGAGACUUCUUGGUCAGGAAGAGUACCACCAACCCAGGCUCCUUCGUCCUCACUGGCAUGCACAACGGCCAGGCCAAACACUUGCUGCUCGUGGACCCAGAAGGCACGAUCCGGACAAAGGACAGGAUCUUUGACAGUAUCAGCCACCUCAUCAACCACCACCUGGAAAACAGCCUGCCCAUCGUCUCCGCCGGGAGUGAGCUCUGCCUGCAGCAGCCAGUGGAGAGGAACCCGUGACCUGCCAGCUGCCCUGUCCGACACCGCACCUGUGGUCAGGAGGGCUUGGUUCUUCCCAGUAGAUGGAUAUCGGGCCCCGGGAAUGUGGGCAGGUGUCCAUUGGCUCAGAGCUUUGUGCAGAAGCCCCAGGAGGAAGGCUUCCCUAAGAUGCAAGUUUCAUAAACUUGUUCAGAAUUCUCAUUAGCAUAUUAAAGGUGUACAUACCUAUACAUCCUGUACAAAUUACCCCUCUAUAUUUAUAUUUUUUAAGACUAAGAAAGAUGUAAGACUAAUGUUCUGUGCUGUAUGUUUUUAAUGAAAACUAAGUUUGACUGUAGUUGUCCAGGUAAAAUGUUAAUUCAGCUGACCCAUUCCACUGGGAAAUUCCACUGGGAAAGUGUUACCUAUUAAGCACAACACAGGGAAUAGAAGCAGCAGGAGGGUCAAUACUAAACACUUGGGAUGUAACAGAGUAAGACAAGAUGCUGCCUGUGCUCUGCAUGCAAAGCGCUGUGAAGUGCUGGUCCUUAGGGCCGUCCCUUCUCACGGGCGACGCCUCCCAGGCUGCCUGCCCCACACCCAUGUUCAUGGGGUUUCCAGCACCAGAGUUUGGGGAGCUGUGCUAAAAGCAUACGUCACUCCAGCUGUUUCAGGUAGUGCUGAGCACAGGCAUGCUCCUCCCAUGACCCUGGUUGCCCAGGGGUUCUUGGGGUUUCACUUCACUGCCAAAUAGGGCACAAAAUAAGCCUCACGGAUCAAGAUCUUGACAGGUAAAUGCUUCCUUUGUUUUUAUCAGUAUAAUGGCAAAACGAGGGUGUGUGCAGGGAUAUUGGGUAGCCGGGGAUGUGUACAUCCUCUCAGCCAACAGGCUGCUGCUGUACCUGCUAGUGAAAUCCUGUCCCCUUUAUGUUCGGUAGAGGAGGAAGCAUGCGUUCAACCUGCGCAGAAUAUGGGUGCAAACAUGUGUGCCCAGAGACGUUCCUUCGGUCGUGGAUGAUUAAGGUUUGCCUAAACCUAGGGACCAGGCUCAGGAGCUUUGGGAAUCAGUUUGAAGUCCUGCUUCUGGAGAGAUGGGUGGGUCUAGUGUCUGGUUUGUUUCCACAACAGGUUUCCCAAGUGCUCCAUGAAGAGCGUACCUGCCCCAGACAGCACUUUGUCCCAGCUCCUUCCUUCAGGAUCAAACGCUCUGAUCUCCUACUGGGUCUUCUGUUUUAGGAAAUUGACAAUGUUUCUAACUGUCUGGCUUGAGAUUUCCAUGGGAUUUAACAGGUGUUGACUUUUAAAAAAUAGAAAGAUUCAUUCAUUCACUGGCACCUUCCCACUGGUGCCACAACAUUGGCUCUUGUCCAGUUGAAAUCCCCUUUUGGGCAGCACCCCCUUCAUCAGUGCAACAGAAAGACCCUCCACACACACUUAGCCUUUAAUAGUAAUAAAUUUGAUGCUUCCAGAAUGAAGAGCAAAAAGUAGAUUUUUGAAAACGCUGAUGAGCGCUAAUUGCACAAAGUUCUAAUGCUCAGUGUGUGAACCCCAUUUCUACUUCAAGGGGGUGUGCUUGGCCAGGAUGGGAGAAUGGGGCAGAGCUGACAGUUGAGGAUGGGUUGGGGAAGGUCCAAAGCUUCAUAUUAGCAUUCUGUGGAAUUUUACCUCAUGAAUCCAAGCUGACAGUGGUUUCAAUCUUCUAGAAUGCUCUGCCGUGAAUGGGAACUCUGUGGGGAGUCUGACACUAAUCUAGAACCCCACCACCACCCCUGCUUCUUCCUGGACUGGUUUUGCUUUCAGGUGCAGUUGGGAUACCUGUUCCAGCUUAUCCAGAGGCAGUAGGGGUUGAGUGGGGAUGGGCUGAGCAGCUGGGGUGGGCUCCUCCCCUGUGACAAUGUAGAUUUGGGGUGGCUGUGAGAAUUGCCCCAUAUUCUUAUGUAUAUCUGCAUCCUGGAGAUGUCCACAAAGGUCUGACCUCUGUGGGGAGUCACGAUCCUUCUCUGUAUGUGAGUGUACACACAUACUCAUAGACCAAAUGACUUCUUUCAACAGUCUUGCACUCCCCGCUGUGUAAGGCCAAAACAUUUCAUGUUUAGGGCAAAGCAGAGAAGGAGACAAGAGCAAACACCUGAGAGCCUCUGAACACUUGAUCUGUGUCUUUUUUUUCUCUCCGGUGUGCAAGAAAUGCUAAUCUGCAGUUUUAGUAGCUCUCUGCUCUGAAGUUAGUGUUUAUCUCAGUGGUGAUAAGCUGGGUUUUUUUUUUUUUUUUUUUUGCAUGAGUAUCAAUUUAGAAAAUUAAAGUAUGGGGGUAUCAAAUAUCGGUUCAGUGUUAAUUAAAAUAUGUAUUUUUUAAGUUAAGAUUAUACCUUGCCUCCCAUGGGGCAGUGGGACAAACCGGCACUCUUGUAACCACUGGAGCAGAUUUGAGACACAGCAAAUGGCAGUGAUUUUCUAGUCUCUGCUGUCUCCUGUUUGUAAAGCAUGUAAGAGCUCACCAGGCCAUCUCAUCUCUUCCUUCAAGCGCCAUGUGCCGGGUAUCACGGAGCCUCACACACGGCUGGCAAAACUGAGGCUCAGGUGGUGCCCACUUGCUCCAGUCCACGCGGUCAGCGGCAGCAGAGCUGUUUCCCGCUCCUCUAGGCUCUCCCCGAGCUCCGCUGCGCUGGGAGCUCCGGUUUCGGUUUCGGAGGCAAACUCCCCCAUGCGCUCCAGGGCCUCCGACUCCCAGGGCGUGCUCACUGCGCGCUGUGAGGGCCAUCCUGGGCCCCCGGAGCGUACUAGGACCUGUUGCCCCUCUCUUGGGCACCCCCUGCCGCUUUACCCAGGCCCCUGUGUCUGCUGGGAGGGCCUGGCCAGUCCUAAAACGGCCCCUCUUGCUAAGUGGGCCUGGAGACGGCUCCUCCCUCCCCCAUCAUCUUGUGGG